AGCAUAGAAACCAAAAGCUCAAAAGACAACACCAAAAUACCCUGCAACAUCCCUAUAUUUAGUAAUUCCAAACCCGCAAAAAGAAAAAAAAGAACAAGGGAGUCCUCCCUUCAUCUACACUCUUCUUCGUCAACAAAAACCAAAACCCUAACUUCUCGUUCGAGAAUCAUGCAGCCUUGUAGUGGUGAUAUGCAAGCAAUGAACUCUCUCUUAAACCCUUCUCAACAAAUCCCUCUCCAAGACCUAAAAAUCAACGGUCAUCAUCCGCAGUUCGAUGAUCCCGCAUCGUCCCACGAUGACUUCUUAGAACAGAUGCUCUCAAUGACGUCGUUCCCUGUUCCUUCCUCCUCAUGGUCCGACCUCAAGUCACCUUGGGAUCCAUCCAAACCCGAAGAAUCGGAUCCUUGUAACCUCGAAAACAAUGCCGCCGCCGGGUUCCACCACGACGAGAUUCUAGCUUCAAAACUAAGACAACAAGAACAUCAAAUCAACGGCGGAGAUGGUAUUAACUCUUUCCAAGCUAUGAAGAUGAUGAUGAUGAUGCAACAACAGAUGACGGUAGCUGGAAGAUCCACGGUUGCCGCCUCCGCCGGCGGCGUAGGAAUUCAUCACGGUGGUGGAGAAGCUGGUUCCAUGCAAGCUUUGUUUAAUGGCUUCGGCAAUGGAUCUUUUAAUCAUCCACAAGCAAGCUUUGGGGCUAAUUCAACAACGGAGAUAAACCAAAGUCAGGGUCCAACAGCCGUCGCACAGCCGCCGGAAAAGUCUAAACAAAAAGUUAGGGCAAGGAGGGGUCAAGCUACUGACCCGCAUAGUAUUGCUGAAAGACUACGGAGAGUUAGAAUUGCAGAGCGAAUGAAAGCUCUUCAAGAACUGGUUCCCAAUGCCAACAAGACAGAUAAAGCUUCAAUGCUUGAUGAGAUCAUCGACUAUGUCAAAUUCCUCCAGCUCCAAGUCAAGGUUCUGAGUAUGAGCAGAUUGGGCGGUGCUGCUGCUGCUGCUGCUGUUGCUCCCCUUGUUACUGAUAUGCCCUCUGAGGGAGGUGGUGAUUGCAUUCAAACGAGUGCUAAUGGUGGGUCCCUUCCACGAAGUUCCAACGGCAACCAAACGCCGCCUGCUAACGACAACCUGACGGUGACGGAGCACCAAGUGGCCAAGCUUAUGGAAGAGGACAUGGGGACCGCCAUGCAGUAUCUUCAGGUCAAGGGUCUUUGUCUGAUGCCGAUAUCGCUCGCCUCCGCCAUCUCAACCGCCACUUCUCAUUCGAGGAACCCAAUGAUCAGCAAUGUGAACCCAAAUACCGGCAUUAACGGGAACGGUAGCCACCUUUUGCUACAAUCGAGCGGUGGUGAUGGGCCUUCCUCGCCUAGCAUGUCGGUGUUGACCGUCCAGUCAGCUACCACGGGUAAUUGCGGAAUCGACGGAGCGGCCUCCGUUUCUAAGCCGUGACGGCGGCGUUUGUGGCUGACCAUUAUUAGCUCCUGUCAAUUGAAGGGCAGCUUUGAGUCUACGAAAAUAAGGUGGUCUUAGUUCAUUCGUGUUUUUUAAUAUCAAACGACACCGUAUUUACAUA
This is a messenger RNA of Hibiscus syriacus, 1570 nucleotides long. RefSeq names its product bHLH transcription factor RHL1-like. Gene Ontology annotation, molecular function: RNA polymerase II cis-regulatory region sequence-specific DNA binding; protein dimerization activity; DNA-binding transcription factor activity, RNA polymerase II-specific. The coding region runs from base 169 to 1446 and encodes 425 amino acids. NCBI's taxonomy places the organism in Eukaryota, Viridiplantae, Streptophyta, Magnoliopsida, Malvales, Malvaceae. Gene Ontology annotation, cellular component: nucleus. Gene Ontology annotation, biological process: regulation of transcription by RNA polymerase II. The record is from RefSeq and is a predicted model, not a curated record. The transcript has 6 exons.